Exaiptasia diaphana is the source of this 1698-nucleotide messenger RNA. Its product is annotated as polyamine oxidase 1-like. The record is from RefSeq and is a predicted model, not a curated record. Bases 197 to 1540 code for a protein of 447 amino acids. The transcript is spliced from 7 exons. Gene Ontology annotation, molecular function: oxidoreductase activity. NCBI's taxonomy places the organism in Eukaryota, Metazoa, Cnidaria, Anthozoa, Actiniaria, Aiptasiidae.
GAUUCGAGUUCUUUUAAACCUAAACUUGGAAGCCCGUCUAAAGCCUAUUGUAAGGGGUGUUGCGAAGUGUUCCAGGGUGUUCCAGUGGUGUUCCUUGUUUUACAGACACCCGAAAGCAAGAGUCCUUUACACUUUAGGUCAAUAUUUAUCUCAGGCUAUAUUUCCAGGUUUUUACACAUCAGUAAUUAACCUGAAAAUGGCAGACAUCGUAGUCAAUGAUAUCAAUAUCCAACCACACCGAAAAGUUCUUAUCCUAGGAGCGGGUCUGUCUGGAAUUGUUGCUGGAAAAACGUUACUGGAUAAUGGUAUUGACGAUUUCUUGAUUCUUGAGGGUCAGGAUUAUACUGGAGGCAGAAUAAAACAGAGAUCUUUUGGUGAGUAUAACAUUGAAGAAGGUGCAAAUUGGAUUCAAUUCGCUGAAGAUAAAGACACAGAACCAAUAUGGAAACAAAAACUAGAAAAAGAAAUCGCAGGUGUAUGGACCAAUUACUUUGACUUGAUUAUUAGAAAUGAGGUUGGAAAGGAUAUCACUGCAACUGAAGACAUUGAAAARUGGCAGAGAUUAAAGCAACUAUGCACCUCAAUGAAAAAAGAUGUCAAAAAAAAAGAUAUCAGUGCUCGUARUGCUUUGAAAUCCUUUGGAUGGGAACCAUGCACCCCAGCCCAGUGGGCGCUGGAUUAUUUGUUCACAUGGUAUGAAUGUGGUCGUAGUGCAGAAACUGUUAAGGCRGAGGGCCUAUUCGUGCCCGAUAAGGAGUUCUUUGUCACAGAUCAACGUGGUUUUAUAUCAUUGUUUAAAGAUUUUAUCUCUGAAAUUGAAUCCAAGAUUAGGUUGAGUAAGAAAGUUGAGAAAAUCGUUUAUAGUUCAAUGCAAGUCGAGGUGACAACGAGCGAUGGAGAGGUUUACUCCGCUGAUUACGCGCUAUGCACCUUUAGCACAGGAGUUCUUGCCAGUAACAUGGUGAAAUUUCUUCCACCAUUACCAAAAUGGAAGCAAGAAUCAAUAUUGCAAAGCCCUAUGGUUGUUUACACCAAGAUCUUUUUAAAGUUUCCUGAGAAAUUUUGGGACGAUAAAGAAUAUAUUUUGUUAGCCAAUGAAGCACGCAACGUCUUCACUACUCUUCAAAAUUUAGAAAGUCCUGGCAAGUUUCCCAAGGGUAGUGCGAUGCUCUUAAUGACAGUAACAGAAAAUGAAGGAAGAAGAAUUGAAAAACAAUCUUUUCAAGAAACUGAAGAAGAGAUUGUGAAAAUGUUGAGAGGAGUUUAUGGACCUAAUGUACCAGAACCAACAGAAAUUUUCUAUCCACGGUGGUCAACCAAUCCAUUCAUACGUGGUGCAUAUUCUGAACCCUUAGUGGGUCGAACAGAUCAACAAGCUGAAGAUCUCAGUAAAAAUGUAGAAAAUUUGUACUUCGCUGGCGAAGCAACAUCAGAAUGGCACGGGUAUAUACAGGGUGCUUAUUUAAGUGGAGAAGAAAAGGCGAAAAUAAUAGCAAAAGUAAUCAAAAGUAAUGAUAAUAUAAAAAUAUUAUAUAAAUGAMUAAAAUGAACAAUAACGAAUAAAUGAUGGGGAAAGAUUAUACACAGAAUAAUAUAUUAAAUCAUUAAUAAAAAAAUAUAAAAAAUAUUCCACUGCAAAAUUGGAAUAUAUUGAAGCCUAAUGAUAUUUAUUUGAAAAAAAUAUUUAUUUGGAUGAAA